Messenger RNA from Vanderwaltozyma polyspora DSM 70294, 1284 nucleotides. RefSeq names its product Arp6p (gene ARP6). The transcript has a single exon. The coding region runs from base 1 to 1284 and encodes 427 amino acids. Gene Ontology annotation, molecular function: nucleosome binding. The record is from RefSeq and is a predicted model, not a curated record. Lineage: Eukaryota; Fungi; Ascomycota; Saccharomycetes; Saccharomycetales; Saccharomycetaceae. Gene Ontology annotation, cellular component: Swr1 complex.
AUGGAACAGAAUCCAAUUGUUAUUGAUAAUGGUUCUUACGAGGUUAAGUUUGGAUAUUCCGAUGCUAAAGUUCCUAAUAGAGCUUUAAAUGCCUUAGCCAAGGAUAAAUAUGGUGCAUGGUAUCUUUCAAAUCAGAUGAAUAAUAUUAAGGAUAUAUCUUCAGUGACCAUAAGAAGACCCCAUGAGUUAGGCCAGUUGGUUUCGUGGGAGUUGGAAGGUACCGUUUGGGACUACUGUUUCUUCAAUCCAGAUGAGUUUCCAAAUUUUAAUUUAAAAGAGACUAAAGGCCAUCAUUUGGUUGUAAGUGAAACUUGUAUGACAUUACCAGAGUUAAGUGCAAAUAUGGACCAAGUGAUGUUUGAAGAGUAUGAAUUUGAGAGUCUCUUCAAGUCUCCUGUGGCAGGUUUUGUACCGUUUUUGAAUUUACAAGACAAUAUGAAGAUGAUAUGUGGUAAAGGUGAUGAUGUAAUGGGAGAUUUAAUUUCUAAUAUGGAUUCGCAAAAUAUUAAGAAUCCAUAUAGUGAUUUCAACUUAGUCAUCGAUUCUGGGUUCAAUUGUACAUGGAUUAUUCCUAUUAUCAAAGGGGUGCCUUACUACAAAGCAGUUAAGAAGAUGGAGAUGGGUGGUAGAUUUUUAAAUGGGCUAUUCAAAGAAACAAUAUCAUACAGACAUUAUGAUGUUACUGAUGAAACAAUUCUUGUUAAUAAUAUCAAGGAAAAAUGUUUGUUUAUGAGUCCGACUUCCUAUAUGGAUAGUUUUAAGAAUAAAGAUCGAUAUUCUGUUGAUUAUGUUCUACCAGAUUUCCAAACUAGUUUUAUUGGUUAUGUCAAGGAUAAGAAAAGUAAUAGUCAGUUACCAGAAAAUUCUCAAGUUAUUACAUUGACAGAUGAAUUAUUCUCUGUACCUGAAACCAUCUUCCAUCCGGAGAUGGCCAAGUUGUUGAAACCUGGUAUUGUCGAAACCAUCUUGGAAAGUUUAUCUAUUGUUCCAGAAACCAUCAGACCAUUGUUAGUGAAUAAUAUCGUAUGUGUAGGUGGUAAUUUCAACAUGCCUAACUUCGGCUCUAGAUUGGCAACAGAAUUACAACGUCAAUUACCUACCGACUGGGUCUGUAAUAUUUAUAUUCCAGAAAAAGAUUGUGAAUUACAAGGUUGGAAAUCAAUGUCACAAUUUGCACAAAAUACCGAUAUCUACAAAAAGGCAAGAAUAUCAAGAGAAGAAUACUAUGAACAUGGUACCGAUUGGACUACAAAAAAGAGAUUUGGUUAUCAAAAUUGGAUUUGA